AUGUCGGAAAUUUACACACACCAUUACAGCCAGCUGAGCCAGCUCGAACUUGCCACUUCAGAUCUCGCCCAUGAUGCCGGUUCCUUCUCGGCCUGCUUGAAUUUAAGAGUGACUCUUCCGCAGGCCACUUCAUCUGGUUCCAAAGUUUCCAAAGGCUGCUUUCCAGCAGUUUCAAUCCAUGUGGUGAUUGUCGCUGCUGCUCUUCUGACCCUCGUAGUAUUCAACUUAUUGUUGAAGGACGUGGACGUGGCUCUCAUGCGCAUUGUGUUGUUCCCUGGUCUGAUCAUCGGCGCUCUGACACUUCUGGCCGGGAUGGUCAGCCCACAUCACAAUGCCAAGAAACCCUGGAAAGAGGCAGUCGCUGUAAGUGUGGCAAAGAUGCAGAUGCUUGCGGGCCAAAUUCUGUUUCCAACGUUCUUGUACUAUGCAGAUCUGGCCAGUGACAUCUACAUGAUCAGGAGGUUCUGGCAUGAGGGUCACGACGCCUUUGCCAUCGUCAAUAGUCUGGCCCUGGUCGCUGGAUUGGCAUUGUCCGUGAACGGAAAUAUGCUGUCAAGGCUGCUGGUCCUCUUUCACAUCAACCCCUUGCUGGUCACUGUGCAAGCCAUGUUUUUAUUCUGCGGCGCACGGUCAGCCACAGGAAACGAUCCAAGAUAUCGAUCUCUACAUGGCUACUUUCAGAGUGAAGGUUGCGCUAUGCAGCUGGUGCGGUCUUCAGUUUCAGAGGCUUUCGCCCAAGCCUUCGUGAGCACCUUUGUGCAGACAUAUGCCAUGUUGACCCAAUCGCUAUCCUGGAAUUUCCUGUCCACCAUCUCCCUGUUGCUCAGUUUGGUGUCCAUUGUCCGACCCUUCUCCUUCUUGGAUAUGUAUCAAUACGUCUCGCGCGAGAUCCAUGGCCAGCCUAUUUUGGUGGGGAUCGCGCAGCCUGAAGCUGGGCACGAAUGA
Cladocopium goreaui is the source of this 945-nucleotide messenger RNA. Lineage: Eukaryota; Dinophyceae; Suessiales; Symbiodiniaceae. The record is from the annotation of a GenBank genome assembly.